AUGGUCAACUAUCUGGGCAAUGGACUUGUGACCUAUGGACUAUUUCUGAGCCUUCCUGUGAGAAUGUUGCUGUAUGCGGUCUUCCUUUACCUGGCCAAUGUGGCGGCCAUGUUGCAAUUGAUCCAGGAACUUUUGAUGCUAUCGCUGCAACUGCAACUGGUGGCGAUCAGAUACAUGUACCAUCCCCGGCUCUUUGUGGGUACACCAUUUCGAGAGAACCUUCUGGACACCCUGCAGUUCCUCAUGAACGGAUGGAGCCUGCUGCUGCACAUGCUCGCCCAAUCCUUGAGCUUCCCGUGCGCCGUUCUGGGACGACUCAGCCGGGUUUUCCGCUUCUGCGCCCGUAGUCGCACCUGGGCGACCAUGCUGCAGGCCAACUGA
Drosophila suzukii is the source of this 381-nucleotide messenger RNA. Lineage: Eukaryota; Metazoa; Arthropoda; Insecta; Diptera; Drosophilidae. The record is from RefSeq and is a predicted model, not a curated record.